Molecule: messenger RNA, 1400 nt
Organism: Trichoderma asperellum CBS 433.97
Lineage: Eukaryota; Fungi; Ascomycota; Sordariomycetes; Hypocreales; Hypocreaceae
Molecular function (GO): acyltransferase activity, transferring groups other than amino-acyl groups
Source: RefSeq, a predicted model, not a curated record
UUUUCUAUUUCCUCUUUGCGCUAUACCCUUGGAUCGCCGCCAAGUGCUGCGGCUAAAUAAAAAAAGAGAGCUUUCGCGCUUCUGGAAAGACCCUUCAUACAGCGGGUAAAGGGCGUCCCGCGGCAGUUGAUAUUCUAAAUCAGAGCUUCAGCGUUAUAGACGGAAGAGCAUUAUUCUGGAUUAGGGAGGUGGUAAUCUCCCAACGCAUGAUAUAAUAUGGAGGAAGCACAUCGUUUCGUGGGUGGUGUUCGCGAGCUGGAUCUCGCCAACUACGGAUCUGUCCCUGUGGUAGACAGAGUUAAUAUUGUGCAAGGCCUGAGGACCAGUGCAGCAUUCUUCACAUUCUUACGCGCAAAUCUAGCUCUCAGCGCAAGCGCACCCUCUUCACCCGUCUCCUCGCACGCGCCAACACCACAUCUCGAGCCAUAUUCACACCACCAGUUCCCGUUUCCGCCAUCUCCUUCGCCUCUCAGUUCCUCGACCUCCUUCUCCGACUUACACUCCGACGCCAACGCCGACACCGCCUACUAUGACCCUCUCGACGAUAUCCCCCCGCUAUCUCUCGAGCCUCUACUCACGUACGACGACAAGAUCGCCGGCCUGAACCUCAUUGCAGACUCUAUUGCUCAGAUGAAGCAACGAGCGGCCCGAUCUUUGGUUUUCCACCCGCUGUGCUUGACGCUCCUGUUCACCGCAUGGGCUGGUGUCUCUCGAUGGGCUUAUGUGCCCUCAUCUGGGGAUCCUAGCCUGGCUCUCCUCCUCUCCUGUGGCGUAGCUAUGGUUUAUCUCACAGCUAUACGCUAUUCCACAGAAGGCUAUGUGAAACUAGCAGAGAACAUGCGAUGGUCAUGGCUUGAGGGACCUGAAAGUAUCGAGGGAGACCUUGUUAUCGGCGCUCGUUAUGGUGGCGCCUUGAUUGGAGCCCUCAUUCUCAGGCUUGAGCCUCGCUUCUCUCCUGCGUCUUCCAUUGGCGGAAAGCGCAGAAACAGAAGCAGGAGCGUGAGCUUCCGCGGAGGCAAAGGCGUCAUCCGAGCCUGGACUACUCGCCUUCGCUAUCGUGGAAAGGGCAUCGGCAGAGACCUCCUCGACGGUGCCAUCCGUAUUGUCAAGGAUCGCUGUGGGAAGGAUGCCGAGGUGGGAUUCGCACAGGAGCAUGCCAACAGCACCAUGCUGCUGCCAGCCUUCUUCAACGGAGCGUUUCGUCGAGAUGAAGUGCGUGCUGCCAAGGCUCUAGAGAAGGCGCUGGAGGAGUGGGAGUCGAGCAAGAAGAAGAAGAGGUAAUGGCAUCUAACGUCUUGGAGGAGCUGGAAGCAGAGCAAGAGAGAAGAAGAAAAGAAGAGGAGAUAGCCUAUCAGCCAUCCCUGGAGGAGCUGUAUAGGUUCUGGGAGCGAUUGAAGGUC